AUGAGUCCUGCAUCCAGGUCCCGUGUUGAGAUCGCUGAUAGCGAGUCAGACAGUGAGAGGCUUUCUUCCUCGCCGUGGUCUAUACUCAGCGACAAUGAUAGCAAUACAUCUGAUGAGCGCAGCACAAGGGCUGGCCCCGGCUCACUGGAGCCAAUCGCAGUUAUUGGUAUAGGAUGUCGACUAUCAGGAAGCGCAACAGACGUUUCUGGGCUUUGGGAUAUGCUGAAAUCUGGUCGCUCGGGAUGGACACCAGGGCCUGGGACACGGUUCAACAUGAAGGCCUUCCAAGACCCGACAGGGACCAGGUCUGGAACAACAAAUGCCACAGGAGGACACUUCAUUCGAGAAGAUAUAUCAAAGUUUGAUGCUACAUUUUUCGGGAUCAACCCUGUCGAGGCACAGGCAAUGGAUCCCCAGCAACGCCUGAUGCUCGAAGUAGCCUACGAAGCCUUUGAAAACGCCGGUAUCACGAUGGAUGCAUUGUGGGGAUCCAAUACCGGUGUAUACGUCGGUCAGUGGGCUUCGGAUUACCACGAGAUAGCUACUCGUGAUAUUGAGAGACCACCUCUAUACCUUGUGACAGGCACCGGGCCUGCAAUCACAAGCAAUCGGGUCUCAUAUGUCUUCAAUUUGCGCGGGCCCAGCUUCACAGUGGAUACUGGAUGUUCGUCAAGUUUAGUGGCGUUACAUCAAGCGGUCCUCAGCUUGCGGAACCGGGAAACCACGCAGUGCUUUGUUGGAGGCGUUAACCUACUUCUUGACCCACAACGCUUUCACUACCAGAGCCGGCUUAAAAUGUUUUCUAAAGACGGUCGAUCUUUUCCAUUUGAUGCUCGUGCUAAUGGAUAUGGACGAGGUGAAGGUGUCACGGGUGUUGUUCUCAAACCAUUAUCAGUUGCCCUGCGAGAUGGUGACCCUGUUCGGGCUGUUAUUAGAAACUCUGUCCUGAACCAGGACGGCCGGACACCUGGUAUCAGUGUGCCGAGCGCUGUUGCCCAGAAAGAAGCCAUCAUAAGGGCCUACAGACAGGCAAAGCUGGAUUUGUAUGCUGACUAUGUGGAAGCCCAUGGCACCGGAACCAAGGUUGGCGAUCCAAUCGAGACGAGCGCUAUUGCAGCGGCCCUAACGCAAAGGAGGUCGCCUUCCCGGCCUCUGCCCAUUGGAUCCAUCAAGGGAAAUAUUGGCCACACGGAAAGUGCCGCCGGUCUCGCUGGGCUGAUCAAGUCCGUUCUUAUGCUUGAGAACGGUAUGAUUCCGCCUCAGGUGAACUAUGAGACAACGAACCCUGACAUCCAUCUGGAGGAGUGGAAUUUACGAAUCCCCACAAAACUUGAGAGGCAAACACUGCGUCGCAUCUCUCUUAAUAGUUUUGGAUAUGGCGGGACAAAUGCCCACGUAAUUAUAGAUGCAGCUCAUGAGGCCAUCUCUGCAUUUGGGCGGUUGUCUUUAAGCAGACACCUGCAGUUAUCGUAUCACUCCGAGAAACCGCGAGUCUUCAUGGUGAGCGGCGCAAGCGAAAAAGCUUGCCAGAGGGUGUGUGCCAGGCUGGCUAGGUAUCUUGUCGUCAAUCACCGAAACUCCAUUAACCCUGAUGCCCUGCUCGCUCGUCUAGCCCAUACCCUAGCUAAACAGUCUAUUCAUGCUUAUCGCGUCAUUUUUGUCGCAUCAGAACUUGACGAAUUAAUCAAACAGCUAAUCACUGCCUCACAUUCUACUAUUACUAGACGAGAGAAAUUCGGGCAACAUCGCAUUGCCCUUAUAUUUAGCGGUCAGGGCGCGCAAUAUGCCGAGAUGGGCCGCGAUCUACUCAAAAGCUAUCCCUCUUUCGUUCGCUCUCUUGAGCGUGCACGUCAACAGCUGUCAAGGCUGGGCUGUACGUGGGAUCUUCUCAGCGAACUCUGCCGGCCCAAAGCGGACUCUCGGGUGAACGAGCCAGCUUUCUCUCAGCCAAUGUGCACGGCUAUCCAACUGGCCCUGGUCGACCUUCUGAACGAAUUUGGGGUAUCGCCUUCGGCUGUACUAGGCCAUUCUAGCGGCGAAAUCGGGGCAGCAUAUGCUGCAGGCGCUCUUUCCUUCAGAGAUGCCAUAAGUGUAUCAUACUACCGUGGGAAGCUGGCCAGUGAACUCCUUGCUGAGAACCAAUCCCCAGGAGCUAUGAUAGCCGUUGGUGCACCGCCCGAUAUUGCCGAGCAGCAUAUCAACAAGCUAGGUACUGAUGUUGGACGCAUGCGCAUUGCUUGCUUCAAUAGCCCAUCCAGUGUCACUGUAUCAGGUGACGUAGCGGCUAUUGACCGUAUAAAGGAGGUUUUGGAUACGGAAGGGCUUUUCAAUCGCAAGCUGAUUACCCACGGUGCUGCCUAUCACUCUCACCAAAUGAAAUUAAUAGAGGACAAGUACAUUGCAGCGCUCAAGGGUCUGAAAGCCAAGCCCGUUAGUUCAUCUAUCCGCAUGUUUAGUUCCGUCACAAGCAAGGAGCUGGACGAAUCGACUGUUCUUGACGGUGGAUACUGGGCGCAGAACCUGGUCAGUCCAGUCCUCUUCUCGCAGGCACUACGAACCAUGUGUGAGCAGGACUACAAUGGUUUGCCCAUUGACACGCUCAUCGAGGUUGGCCCACAUUCUCAACUCAGUGGUCCAGUGAACCAGAUCCUCAAGACAAUUCCAGGGCCCCAUGGCCAAGCCUCCUACACCAACACGUUGAAGCGUGGCGAUGACGCAGAAACCGCUCUUCUCCGAUGCCUGGGAUUUUUGGCCAUCAAGAACGGCUCGGUUCGUCUCUGUGAUCUCAACAAGGAUUCCAAGGAUAGCGACAUCCAGCCACUGGCUGAUUUGCCGCCUUACUCCUUCGACCAUGACCGUAGCUUUUGGCACGAAACCCGCCUGUCUAGGGACUAUAGACACCGAGAACAUCUCCCGCAUGAACUCCUUGGAACCCUUUCUGCAGAUGUUAACAAACUAGAGCCCCGCUGGCGGCGGUUCGUCAGCCUCAAGGAAACCCCUUGGCUCCGUAACCACAUUAUACAAGGGCUCAUCACAUUCCCUGCGGCAGGUUAUAUCACAAUGGCAAUCCAGGCCAUUCGCCAGCAUAUGCACACAGCCAAUCCAGCUUCUACAAUUCAAUUUAUUCGUCUCCGUGAUGUUAGCUUUGGGAAAGGCCUCGUGCUACCUGAUGAGAACGCCGAAGUCGAGAUCUCGCUAUCUCUGCGUCCACAAGCGAGAACCGCUCGCGAGUCAUCAGGUAUCUGGAACGAGUUCCGUAUCUUCACCGUGACACCCGACCAGAAAUGGACGGAGCACUGUCGCGGUCUCGUCCAGGCAGAGGUUGACUCUGUUGAAGGUUUCAGGAGUAUAUUCACGCCUGCUGAUAUUUCUCGUAUCGACUCAGAGUGCACUCAUGGCACCAUACCACAAAAGUUCUAUGCCGUUGGCAAACGAAACGGCCUUGAUUGGCAGCACCCUUUCAACAACUUGCACCAAAUUCGUAGCAGCAAGCAUUCGUGCGUUGCCACUGCUCGCGUUCCCGAGUACGAGAUGCCAUCAGGCGGAAUGGAGGAUUUGCUCCACCCGGCCGUGCUUGACUCUGCCCUCUUCCACGGUCUGUCUACUGUGAUCUACUUGGAAGAUGGCCGCUCAUCCGCAUACGUGCCCACCUUCAUAAAACAGCUUUGGGUUGCGAAUCGUCAUGUGGCUCCAGGGAGCUAUUUGACUUGCUCCACGAUUCGCCGGAAUGAGCCAUUAGUCUUUGACCUUCACACCAAGGAUGAGAUUAACCAAAUGGCUGUUGUCGCGCAGGGUAUCCGUGUCACUAGCUUGGGAGGUGACGUUGCAGCAGGAGUCUCGAAAAGGGAGGCGUGCCACACUCAGACGCUUGUUCCAUAUGUUGAUGCUUGGACAACAGAACAUCGAGAUCAGGUCUGCAGGGCUACAAUUGAGUUAGGCUCUCUAAUGGAGACCAACCGUGCCCUGGAUGCAAUAACCAUCCACUUUGCGCAAAACGCUAUACGUGAAAUCUCGCUGAAUGACAUUCAGGAAACCCAUCUCCAGCGCUAUUUCCAGUGGAUGGGUACUCUUGCAGACGAAACUUACGACAAUAUACUACUCGAGAACAAACCCGAAGACCUUGGAGUUAUCGGUGAGGCAAUAGCUAUUCUGGGACCGCAUCUAGUGGAUAUCCUCAAGGGCAAGACGUCUGCGUUGUCAUUAUUGACGAAAAACAACUUGUUGUCCCGUGUCUAUACUGAAUGGUGCUCAUCAAGACUAUACCCGCAGAUGAGCGCGUAUUGUCACGAGCUAGGUCGUUUCAACCCGCAACUGAAGGUUCUUGAGAUUGGCGCCGGUACUGGUUCAGCCACACUGCCGAUUCUGAAGGCCCUGAACGAUUGCAGCGGCCGAUUUAUCCAGCGUUAUGAUUUCACAGAUAUCUCACCCGGCUUCUUCGAGCCUGCUAAGGAGCGGCUAGGUGAUCUUGCCAACGUGGUCGAGUUUCGCGUCUUGGAUGCGGGGCGCAAUGCCCAAGAGCAGGGAUUUGAGGAAGGCGCAUACGACCUCAUCGUCGCAUGCAACGUCAUCCACGCGACGCCGCGGAUUGAUGAGACCCUCCGCAACAUCAGACCCUUGUUGAAGCCCGGAGGCAAGUUUAUGCUAAUGGAGAUCUCUCGUUAUACCCUUUAUUUUAACAUAGUUUUUGGCCUAUUUGAAGGUUGGUGGCUUGGCUAUGAUGAAGGUCGCACGCGCUCCCCCCUUCUUACGGACUCUGAGUGGUGUCAGCGAUUGGAAAAGGCUGGCUUUGCUCAUAUUGAAAAGGCCUUUGUUGAUUACCCCCAUGAAAAUGGCGGCAGUCUCAGCGUCUUCAUAUCUACUGCGCCUUUCCCGAGGAGGAAUGAAUCGCUUCCGAUCCAUCUCCUCACAGAUUCAAAUGCAUCCAACGCCACAGAAGAGCAGGCGCAAGAGAUUCAGCAGGCCUGUCAGACGUCGGUAGCUCUAUUGCCCAUUACUCAUCCAUGUCAGCAUGGGGGAGUUGCCAUCUUGCUUCCAGAAAUUGCCAAGCUGUUAUGCGCUGAACCAGAUGUGAAUGUCUGGAAUUCUUUCAAAAACUGGAUCUUGAAAUCGCGGGCCGUGCUCUUGGUCAGCAACUGCACCAUGGCGGAUUCUUCUCAUGCAGAAACCGGCUUGUGGGCUGGCUUCGCCCGAACAAUGCGUCUGGAAUAUCCAAAUCUGCGCCAGGUUGUAUUGGACAUCCAGACUCCCAACGUGCCAGUCAUGAGCAAACUUAAAGAAGUUCUCCCGAUAAUCCUUAACAGUUCGAGCUUUGACCUUGACUGUCUCAGUAGUGAAGUUGAGAAUGAGUUCACGGAAAAGGAUGGGCAGCUGUUUGUAUCACGCUACGCAUACAGACCUGAUAUCAGUAGAGAUGUGGAUUUGACUAGUCGACAAGCAGCUUCAGAACCGGUUCCAUUCGUCAGUACGGGCAGAAUUUUGACUGCUGAGCUAGGAGUUCCGGGUCUACUUGAGACCAUUCGCUGGAAGGACGAUAUUGAAUGCCCACCUCUCGGACCUGAUGAUGUUCGCUUCGAACUACGUGGAGCUAGUAUCAACUUCAAAGAUGUUCUUAUCGCUGCUGGCCAGCUUGAGGGCAUCACGGAGAUGAGAAACGACUGCAGCGGUGUCGUCGUCGAAGUGGGCGAAAACAUGAAGCACCGCUUCAAGCCCGGAGAUCGGGUCUGCGCACUUUAUUCCCGCUCCUACACCAACUAUCCUCUUGUUCACGGAGACUGCUGUCAGGUCAUACCCGACUCUCUGUCCUUCGCAGAGGGCGCAUCGCUUCCGAUUGUUUGGGCUACGGUCUACUAUGGACUUGUUGAUAAGGGCUCCCUGUCCAAGGGUGAGAAGAUUCUUAUCCAUUCCGCCGCAGGUGCUGUUGGACAAGCCGCGAUCAUGCUUGCCCAGCAUCUCGGAGCCGAGGUCUUCGCCACAGUUGGAAGCGAGGCAAAGCGCGAUCUUCUUCACGCUAAAUACGGUGUUCCCUACGACCAUAUCUUCUCGAGCCGUACGACAGCUUUCUACGGGGAGAUCAUGAAAUCCACAGGCGGUUAUGGUGUGGAUGUUGUUCUGAACUCUCUGAGCGGCGAAAUGUUCCGCGAAUCAUGCAAUUUGAUGGCCUCCUUCGGUCGUUUCGUUGAGAUUGGGCGUAAGGAUCUAAUGGAUGAUGCUUUGAUGCCAAUGGAGUUCCUCCUACGCAACAUCACUUUUUCUUAUGUUGACUUGACGGCUAUUAUUGAGCAAAGGAAACCCUUGGCGAGAAGGUUGCUCCAUGACAUUGCGGAUCUUGCAGCAUCUGGUUCUAUUCGACCAGUGACUCUGACCACAAUGCCGAUUUCUGAUAUUGAGAUCGCCUUCCGUCAAAUCCAGGCUGGCAAGCAUACUGGGAAGAUUGUCCUCACGGUGGAAGAGAACCAAGAAGUACCGGCUGUCCCGUCUAUGCCAAAGCAGGCCAGGCUUCACGAAGAUGCAUCGUACAUAGUUGUCGGUGGCUUGGGUGGUCUAGGACGCUGGCUUACCACCUGGUUAGCUGAUCAUGGCGCAAAGCACAUUGUCGCCCUCUCACGCUCGGGUGCAAAGGAUGCAGACAGCCGCACAUUCAUCAGUAACAUCCGUGGCCGCGGAGUAAAUCUGAUUGCACCACCUUGUGACGUCGUCUGCGCUGACGCCGUGGUUGCGUUGGCUCAAGAGCUGAAGCGCUCAGAAUUACCGCCUGUGCGCGGAGUUAUCAAUUCGGCCAUGGUCCUCCGCGACACUCUCUUCGACAACAUGACAGAAGACGACUGGCGCACUGCUCUCGCCUCCAAGGUUCGCGGAUCGCAGAAUCUGCACACAACAUUUAAAUCGCUUGACUUCUUCGUCAUGAUGUCUUCUAUCGUCGCUGUGCGCGGCAACUACGGCCAGUCAAAUUACAGCGCGGCGUGCAGCUUCCAGGACACGUUUGUCCGCCACAUGGUACAGCAAGGCGAGCCCGCAUUCUCCAUCAAUAUCGGCCCCAUCCGCGACGUCGGAUAUGUCUCGGAGAACCCGGAAGUCGCAGAGGCCCUCCGCCGCAACGGGCUCGGGUCAAUCGGUGUGUCUGACGUCCUCAUCGUUCUGAACCACGCCAUCUUGAACGCUCGCGGUGCCAACCCAAGCACCUGCGUUGCAUCAAUCGGGCUCAUCGCCUCCGACGACGAAUCCGAGAACGGACGCGAUUUCCUCAUGACGGACCGUCGCUUUUCUCAACUCGUCAAGCACAACGGCAGUAAGCAGAAGAGCGCCGGUGAGGCUCUCGACGCAAUCACUCUCCUAUCAGCGGCAACACAACUCGACGAAGCUGUCCAUAUCGUCACAAACGCGAUUCUCAACCAGCUAAGCAAGCUUAUAGUCACGCCUGUGGAGAUGCUUUCACCUGCGCAGAGUCUUGACAGUUACGGCGUCGACUCGCUUGUUGCUGUUGAAUUGCGAAACUGGAUCGGGGCGUACUUGCAUGCGAAUGUCCAGCUUAUGGUUAUUCGCGGGACAGGGAGCAUCUCGCAACUGGCGGCAAUUGUGGCGAAGGAGUCGAGGGUUGUCAAGCUCUAA
Messenger RNA from Aspergillus nidulans FGSC A4, 7605 nucleotides. RefSeq names its product protein easB. Bases 1 to 7605 code for a protein of 2534 amino acids. The transcript has 6 exons. Gene Ontology annotation, molecular function: oxidoreductase activity; 3-oxoacyl-[acyl-carrier-protein] synthase activity; acyltransferase activity. The record is from RefSeq and is a predicted model, not a curated record. NCBI's taxonomy places the organism in Eukaryota, Fungi, Ascomycota, Eurotiomycetes, Eurotiales, Aspergillaceae. Gene Ontology annotation, biological process: lipid biosynthetic process; lactone biosynthetic process; fatty acid biosynthetic process.